Messenger RNA from Scaptodrosophila lebanonensis, 902 nucleotides. RefSeq names its product PRKR-interacting protein 1 homolog. Gene Ontology annotation, biological process: negative regulation of protein kinase activity. Gene Ontology annotation, cellular component: nucleolus. Gene Ontology annotation, molecular function: protein kinase binding; double-stranded RNA binding; protein kinase inhibitor activity. Lineage: Eukaryota; Metazoa; Arthropoda; Insecta; Diptera; Drosophilidae. The record is from RefSeq and is a predicted model, not a curated record. The transcript has 2 exons. Bases 1 to 603 code for a protein of 200 amino acids.
AUGUCUUUUAUCAAAAACUUGGUUAAGGAAACCGAACAAAGCCCCAUUAGGCGAAAAACAGACGCCGAUGGGUCAAAGUCGGGCGAGAAGAUAUUUGUUAAAACGGCCACCGAUUUGCAAAGACUAAAACUAGAAAAACUUAUGAAAAAUCCGGACAAACCAGUAGUAAUACCUGAGCAACGGCGCGAAAAAGACUACAUGGCUACGGUGCCGACAUUCGUUCGCAAUGUCAUGGGCAGUAGUGCAGGGGCCGGCUCUGGUGAAUUCCAUGUUUAUCGUCACUUGCGCCGGAAAGAAUAUGCACGUCAGAAGAACAUACAAGCAAAAAGUGCACGCGAGGAGGCUGAUGAAGCGUACCAACAAAAAUUGGAUGACAAUCGUCGGCUAGCAGAGGAGCGCACCGCAAAGAAAAGAGCAAAGCGUAUGAAGAAAAAGAAUCGGGAAAAACGUUUACGAUUAAAAAAAAACACGGGUUCAAAAGAGCACUCUAGUCAAUCCAGUGAAAGUGCGUCAGAUGAGCAGAAUGAAGCAGACAUGGCUAUGGUACACAAAAAAUUAACCAAAAGCGACUUGGAAACAGUAGAGACAGUAGAUAAAGCUUAGAACAAGAAAAAACAGAAUUGGAAUCCAGCUGCUAACAUUUAUAGUAGUGUACAUUAUUAAUAUGAAUUUAUGUAAAUAUAUCCCAAAAUUCGUAAAUGUACUUAUGUAUGUAUGUAUGUAUUUUAGGGAGUUAGUUUCAUAUGUACUUUUGGAAAGGUACAAGAGUAUACAUAUUAGGUUUUCGGAAAAAUGCAGGUGCACAUGCACUUUCUAUUGUUUUUUCGGCUAUUAGUUCAAUAUUAACUUCGUAUACAAGUAUGUAUAUGCAUAUAAAUUAAAGAAUCCAACAAAACUAUUAG